Messenger RNA from Talpa occidentalis (Iberian mole), 965 nucleotides. RefSeq names its product natural cytotoxicity triggering receptor 1-like. Lineage: Eukaryota; Metazoa; Chordata; Mammalia; Eulipotyphla; Talpidae. The record is from RefSeq and is a predicted model, not a curated record. The coding region runs from base 1 to 882 and encodes 293 amino acids. The transcript has 7 exons.
AUGCCUUCCCUGCUCACUGCCCUGCUCUGCAUCGGCCUGCCCCUGAGCCAGAGGAUCAGCACCCAGAUGCAGACGGUCCCCAAACCCACCAUCUGGGCCGAGCCCGAUUUCAAGAUCCCCUGGGGAAAGCCAGUGGCCCUCUGGUGCCGGGGAGCUCAUGAGGCCGUGGAGUACCAGCUGCACUUCGAGGGACAGCUCUCCGCCUCAGUGCGACCCAGCCCGCCUGAAGUGAGGGUCAGAGUCAGAUUUGACAUCCCGGCCAUGACCUUAGGCACCGCGGGGAAGUACAGCUGCGCCUAUCAAAGCGGGGGGCUCUGGUCAGAGCCCAGUGACCCGCUGGAUCUGGUGAUGACAGGCAUGCAUGACACACCCACCCUCUCCGUGCACCCCGGGCCCGCAGUGGCCUCAGGGGAGAACGUGACCUUCUCUUGCCACCUGGAGACAGGAACAAGCAGGUUCUUUCUGCUCAGGGAGGGCAAGGCCAGCCGCCUGCAGCAGAAAUACGGCAAGAUCCCGGCCGAGUUCCCCUUGGGCCCCGUGACGGCAGCUCACAGGGGCACGUACAGAUGCUUCGGCUCUUACAACAGCCACCUGUGGUCUUUCCCCAGCGAGCCUGUGGAGCUCCUCGUCACAGAUGUCGGCAACACCAGCGUGGCCCCCCCAGAGGACACCUCUCCUCCCGACUCUUCGGACACCUACUUUUUACCUACAGAGCCAGGGCUCCAGGGAGAACUCGCCCUCUGGAGCCACAACACCCGGAACCUCAUUCGGAUCGGCCUGGGGUGCCUGGUGCUGCUGGCCCUCGUGAGUCUCCUGGUUGAAGACUGGCUUAGCCGGAGGAGGACUCAGAGGGGCGCCCAGAGGGCUUCGAGAAAGGAAUGAGGAAGGUUCUGGAAACAAAGAGCCCUGGACAGAGGCCAAGCUGUGUGGUGGCCGUGGUGGGAGCACAGAUCUGACCUUGAGGC